Messenger RNA from Verticillium alfalfae VaMs.102, 912 nucleotides. RefSeq names its product mitochondrial 54S ribosomal protein YmL6. Gene Ontology annotation, cellular component: ribosome. Gene Ontology annotation, molecular function: structural constituent of ribosome. Bases 1 to 912 code for a protein of 303 amino acids. Gene Ontology annotation, biological process: translation. The transcript has 3 exons. The record is from RefSeq and is a predicted model, not a curated record. Lineage: Eukaryota; Fungi; Ascomycota; Sordariomycetes; Glomerellales; Plectosphaerellaceae.
AUGGCAGGGAAGGGCAUUCGAGGUCUCCAUGAGGCCAUGACGAGGUUGAACCUGUCGGCGGGUGUCACCAAGUCGGCGAGCACGACCUUCACGCGAUCCAUGGCCACCGAGGUGCCUCUGCCGCAGAUUACAACCACCUUCAAGGCCGCCCCCAAGAUCUCCACCGACGCCUGGGCACCACUAUCCACCGUCCCCGUCACGAUCCACGCCUUCCCGACCCUCGCCCCCCGCGCCCUCGAGUCCUACUCUACAAAACACCUCUACCUCCCGCUCCGCCGCGACCUCCUCCACCUCGCCGUCAUCUACGAGGGUGACGCCCACCGCCAGGGCACGGGCUCGACCAAGACGCGCUGGGAGGUCCACGGCUCGCACCGCAAGGUGCACCCGCAAAAGGGCCUCGGCCGCGCCCGCGUCGGCACGAAGCAGUCGCCCAUCCGCCGCGGCGGCGGCGUCUACGACGUCGCCUGGCGCACGGCCCUCAGCUACCGCUACCGCCGCGGCGAGCUCCUCGUCUGCGAGGACGGCAUGGAGCUGCCGCUGCCGCGCGACUUCACCGACCUCCUGCUCGCCGGCUACGUCGACGAGCCCGUCGCCCGCCAGUACCGCCGCAAGUGGACCGAGCAGGUCCUCGCCGCCAACGCCUGGGGCCGCGCCGACGGCCGCACCCUCUUCAUCACGGCCGACAAGAGGCCGCUGCUGUUCGACUCGAUGGUCGACGCCGGCAUGCACGGCCGCUGCCUCGAGGUCGGCGACGUCGACGUCAAGGAUUUGCUCGAGGAGGGCCGCGUCGUCAUUGAGCGCGCCGCGCUGCGCGAGCUGCUCGAGAGCCACCAGAGCGAUCUCGUCAGCAAGAUUCUCAUCCGCGGCCUCGCCCAGUCGGGACCGGCCAUUGGCGAGCCCAUCGUCGCAUAA